This is a messenger RNA of Volvox carteri f. nagariensis, 207 nucleotides long. RefSeq lists its product as uncharacterized. Lineage: Eukaryota; Viridiplantae; Chlorophyta; Chlorophyceae; Chlamydomonadales; Volvocaceae. The record is from RefSeq and is a predicted model, not a curated record. The annotation marks the transcript as partial. The transcript has a single exon.
AUGUGGACCUUUGUGAGCGCUGGGAGCAGCGGUGGCGAUCCGCUCUUGCGCUCGUUAAACAAUAAUAAGGGCCGGCAAACUUGGGAGUUCAAUGAGAAGGCAGGCACGCCAGAGCUGCGCGCGGAGGUGGAGCGCCUUCGAGCAGAUUUUACCGCCAACAAAGAUAAACAACAUCAUUCAGCGGAUGAGCUUUUAAGACUGCAGUCC